Molecule: messenger RNA, 2237 nt
Organism: Aplysia californica (California sea hare)
Lineage: Eukaryota; Metazoa; Mollusca; Gastropoda; Aplysiida; Aplysiidae
Source: RefSeq, a predicted model, not a curated record
GAGCUAGAUGGGUGCCUCUGUGGUCGUGUGACUUCGACAACAAAGCGGACGCCAAACAGGCUCACGCCUUCCGUGGAUCACGUGACACCACCACAUGGGUUGAUGUCGACCUGGAGCAGUGUUACACCGUUGACAAGGAGGUGAGUGUGGAGGUGAACAUUCCACCAAAUUUCAGCAAGUUUCGAGCUGGCAGAGACAACAGCCUGAGCUUGAAUAAGGUCAAGGGUCAAGUGUUCAAGGAAGUGCUUACCUGGGAGGUCAACUCACAGGUGGAGGUAUUGCCAGGAUGGCGUGCGCAUGCACAGCUCCUGGCCAGAGAGGAAUGCAGCUCUAUUGAAUUUGAGAUCCGAACCACCCUCUAUAAUCCAAAGGGUAUCGUGCCUGUGACGUUUGUUCGCAAGUCCGACAAACGGGUCGCCUACACGGUGGAGAUAGACGACUUCAGGGAAGCCUUCAGACUGGUUGCCGACGGCGGAGUACUCACUCCUGAAGAAAAGUCGUGUGUGGAGGUGAUGAUGACACACACUGUCAACUCCCUGGGCCUGGGGACCUCUGCGGCGUUCCCUCAGAUCAUCACCAAAGGCUCCUGCGUCUGUCUGAGCUGGAGUGACCAGAAAGUGGACAUCAAAACGUCACCCCUCUCUGGGGAGGAGUCCUCGCAUGAUGGCGACAGAAAGAAAGCCCCAGUAACGCAGAACAGCAUCUCGGAACACAAGUUCACCAUCAAGUCUUACUAGAAGUGACCGCAUUUUGACUAUCACGUCACGCCUUACAAAUGUGUGGCAUCGUAGUGAAAUCAGGCGCUCGUUAAUUAAAAUAAUGUAAUCAAAGAAACAGGCAUUUUCCGGCCCUUUGGGCAAUAUAUAUUUGAAUUUUCUGUUGGCUCAACAUUUUUUGGGUGGAUUUUUAUUGAAAAACGUUAUUUUACCUGGGACGCCAAGGGACCCCUACCUCCUUCAAUCACAAGUAUCUCAAUUUCUACUCAAGAUAGAUAAGUAUUAUUUUUCCUAAAAAGUAAUUCAAAUCAGCAAGCUUUUAGAGGAUACCAAUAAAUCCAUAUACGCCCAAACUGACUAGCGCCCGAUUCCACCGCGUCGUGACACAAAUAAACACUACGUGGUCAUAAUGCUGUACUUAUGACCGAGCUUACGGUGAAGGCUUGCUGAUGACAGUGAGUGAUUGAGAGAGAGAGAGAGAGAGAGAGAGAGAGAGAGAGAGAGAGAGAGAGAGAGAGAGAGAGAGAGAGAGAGAGAGAGAGAGAGAGAGAGAGAGAGAGAGAGAGAGAGAGAUUCAUUUUUGUGCCUUUGUUAAACUAUUCUUAGUUAGACCAAUAUUAUCUCGGGUGUACCUAAAUUGCAGCUUGUAGGUCACAUGAAGAUUAUUGUCCUUUAUUGGCGUGAACGAGCAUGGACUACGAGUUUGUGAGCAAAAUAUGAAACGUUUUAAGAUAAUUAUCAACCAAUCGCAAAGAAAAAGAUACAUGUACAUGUACCUCUCUUAUUUGACAAACCACAUUAUGGCUUCAUGAGUAUGUUCAAUUUAAUUUAUUGUUAUUUUUACACCUAGGAAUUCCUGUCCAAAUUAAUAUAAUUCGAUGCCUUUGACGUUGUUUUGAUACUCCUUUAAAAUCAAAUUCGACCCAGAUGUGUUCCAAAUGAUAUAUAUAUGUGAUGAUCAUACAGUGUCCAUCAACUUUCCUCUUUUACUGUUGAGCUGAUACAUCUGAGAUCUGUUCUAUUUGUCUUAAAAAUGAAUAAUUUGAGUCUCUCUGAGUCCUAAAAUAUGGAGACUUUCUGAAAAUAUCUAUCGACGUCAUAAUUUUUCCUGCCCAGCUCUAAAACUGACAACAACAACAACAGAAGCAACAACAACAACAACAACAGCAGCAGCAACAACAAGAACAACACCAACAAAAACAAAAACAACAAUAACAAUAAUAGCACUCAAAUAAUGACAAACCUGCAUGAUCUUUCGUUAUUUAUUGCCAUUUUUAUGACGAGGGUUAUAGCAUAGCCGUUGUUUUUUAUUUCAUUAAAAUAGAUGGGACCUUUUAACUUUCGACCUACAAUAUAAAGGCUGUUUCGCGCAACCACAUAUUUUCUCUUUCUGUCUAAUGUUUUUUGUUGUUGUUGCUUUAGGCAAAAUGUUUAUCUCACAAACCCCACUCAUGCACUGAAAUACGUGUAUAUUAAACCCUCCGAGUUUAUUUCGAGCACUGAGGGUAACACCCCAAAAAA